GCCGGUGCCGGUAGCGGUGGCCCGGCCGCGCUGUCCCCGCCGGUCCCGGCCGCGCUGUCCCCGCCGGUGCCGGUAGCUGUGGCCCAGCCGCGCUGUCCCCGCCGGUGCCGGCAGCCGCGGCCCCGCCGUGUGCCGGCGGAAGCGGAAGGCGCCGCGGCCGGGCCCUUCCUGCGGGAAGCCCGAGCCGAGCCGGCAUGGGCGAGAGCACCAGCCCCAUCAGCGUGAUCCUGGUGAGCUCGGGCAGCCGCGGCAACAAGCUGCUGUUCCGCUUCCCGUUCCAGCGCGGCGCCGAGCACCCCGCCGCGCAGGACAACAAACCAAGGAGUCGAUAUGCUGUGAAUGGCUCUGGUGACACCACAGAAGAUCAAGAUGGGGACUCCAGAGACCAAUGUCCUCUAACUGAUGAGCAAUUGGUUUCAGGGUUUUCUGAUGUCAUCCUGGCAACAAUUUUGGCUACCAAGUCAGAUAUGUGUGGCAAAAAGUUUGAAUUGAAGAUUGAUAAUGUUCGCUUUGUUGGCCAUCCCACCUUGCUCCAGCAUGCCCUCGGGCAGGUAUCCAAAACUGACCCUUCACCAAAGAGAGAGAUGCCCACCAUGAUUCUGUUCAACGUGGUGUUUGCACUGAGGGCCAACGCGGACCCGUCUGUGAUCAGCUGCCUGCACAACCUGUCGCGCAGGAUCGCCAUCGUCCUGCAGCACGAGGAGCGCCGCUGCCAGUACCUCACCCGCGAGGCCAAGCUCAUCCUGGCCAUCCAGGACGAGGUGUCUGCCAUGGCAGAGACCACAGAAGGGCCCCAGUCACCUUUUCAUCACAUCCUACCCAAGUGCAAACUGGCCAGAGAUCUCAAAGAGACAUAUGACAGUCUCUGCACGACAGGGGUGGUUCGGUUACACAUCAACAACUGGCUGGAAGUGAGUUUCUGCCUUCCUCACAAAAUCCACUAUGUUGCCACCAACUUCAUACCCCCAGAAGCAAUCGAGAGGAGUCUGAAAUCUAUCAGGCCUUACCAUGCCUUAUUACUUUUAAAUGAUGAGAAGUCAUUGCUUAAUGAGCUCCCGUUGGACUGCUCUCCUGCCCUGGUGAGAGUAAUUAAAACUACCUCUGCUGUGAAGAAUUUGCAGCAACUGGCUCAAGAUGCUGACUUGGCAUUGCUGCAGGUUUUCCAGCUUGCAGCACAUCUUGUUUACUGGGGAAAAGCAAUUAUUAUUUAUCCCCUUUGUGAAAACAAUGUCUACAUGCUUUCUCCAAAUGCCAGUGUCUGCCUUUACUCUCCCCUGGCAGAUGCCUUCUCCUGUCAGUUCCGGGGUCACAACCUGCCCUCCAUGCUGGCCAAGUUCUCCCUCCCCGUGUCCCUCUCCGAGUUCAAGAACCCGCUGGCACCGCCUGUGCAGGAGACCCAGCUGAUCCAGAUGGUGAUCUGGAUGCUGCAGCACCGGCUGCUGAUCCAGCUGCACACCUACGUGUGCCUGAUGGUGCCCCCGAACGAGGAGGAGCUCCGGGCCCAGGAGGAGGACAUGCCCUUCACUGCCAGGGUUGGGGGACGGAGUCUGAGCACCCCCAACGCUCUCAGCUUUGGCUCUCCAACCAGCAGUGAUGACAUGACUCUGACAAGCCCUAGCAUGGAUAAUUCCAGUGCUGAGCUGAUACCUGGUGGGGACUCACCCCUAAAUAAGAGGAUGACAGAGAAUCUGCUGGCCAGCCUGCUGGAACACGAGCGGGAAGCCAUCCUGAACGUCCCAGCUGCCCAGAACCCCGAGGAUCUCCGCAUGUUUGCCAGGCUGCUGCACUACUUCCGAGGCCGGCACCACCUGGAGGAGAUCAUGUACAACGAGAACAUGCGGCGCUCGCAGCUGCUGAUGCUGUUUGACAAGUUCCGCAGCGUGCUGGUGGUCACCAGCCACGAGGACCCCGUCAUCUCAGUCUUCCAGUCGCUCCUCAAGUGACUCUGCUGCCACAGAGGGAGGAGCCUGCCACGCUCUCCAUGCUGAGUAUAAACUGAAGGAGGUGCUUUCAGUUCCUUCUUGCCAUGUGUCCCUGUCCGUGCCUCGAUGUCCCAGCUGUCCCCGAGGCUCCAGGGCCUGCUGCAGGACAGCAUGUGCUUGCUCAGCCUGGAUUCCUGCCCUGCCACGUUCACAGCCCUUCCCUGCUGCCCCCAGGGAUUGUCACACUGGGACAAGAGGGGUCUGCUGUGGUGCUGCUGGCAGAACUCACCUUUGGGGGGACACUGGUGCCCUGGGAGUGCUUCCUGUGCUCUCCAGUGUGGAGACUCAGCCAUGAGAGCCUGUCCCGUGGCACAGCAUGCAUGGCCUUGCUCCAGGGCACAGGGGAGCUGGCCUGGCUCCUAGGGAAAUGACCCUGGGCACCCAGGAAUUCUGUUUGAUCUCACAGGAGCGAGGACAGAGGUGGGAAGGCAAAGCAUCACAAGUAAACAUGAAAUCAUGAAUGAA
Molecule: messenger RNA, 2447 nt
Organism: Oenanthe melanoleuca
Lineage: Eukaryota; Metazoa; Chordata; Aves; Passeriformes; Muscicapidae
Gene: NPRL3
Product: NPR3 like, GATOR1 complex subunit
Exons: 14
Coding region: 195-1943 (582 amino acids)
Biological process (GO): positive regulation of autophagy; cellular response to amino acid starvation; TORC1 signaling
Cellular component (GO): GATOR1 complex
Source: RefSeq, a predicted model, not a curated record